UGCAAUAUAUGAUGCACGGACUUGCCAUACGUUAAUGGAACAACUGACGUCAUUCAGCACUAGCAUGACUAACAAGUUGAUAGGGACAGCCACACAGACAUGUCUGUGGAGCGCAGACACAGCGCUACGUAGAGGUUAUCCUCUCGCUCUCAGACAGGGAAUGUGAGUCUUUAGUUGACGUCUGAGGUGAUCAUGGAGGAUGAGGGCAGACCUCUGCUGAGCUCCCAGUACACCGGAGAGACCUACUCCAACCGAGGAUCCACCGACUCCCUGGACUGCAAAGUCAAACGGCCGUUCCACGUGGAGCCCCGCAACAUCGUAGAUGAUGAUCCUCAGAAGAGAAUCUCUGCUGAGGCCGCCAUCCUCAACAGCAGAGUCCAUUACUACGGCAGACUUACGGCCUCCUCUGAUAUGCUCUUGAGUCCUCCGAAUCAUGUGAUCCCCCUGAACGAGGAGCUCUACGUCUAUAGUCCUCUUGGGACCGCGUUCAAAGUGCCAGAUGGGGACUCUGCCUCUAAAAACCCCAGUAUUGUUACGAUCUUUGCUAUAUGGAACACAAUGAUGGGCACAUCCAUACUCAGUAUACCGUGGGGGAUUAAGCAGUCUGGUUUCACUUUGGGGAUCCUCAUCCUCAUUCUCACAGGCCUGCUUAUGCUGUACUGCUGUUACAUCGUCAUCAAGUCCCCCAAGGCGAUACCCAACGAGGACACGUCCAGCUGGGAAUUUCCCGAUGUUUGUAGAUUCUACUUUGGAAAGACUGGCCAAUGGUCCAGCUUGUUGUUCUCCAUGGUGUCCCUUAUUGGUGCCAUGGUGGUUUACUGGGUCCUCAUGUCCAACUUCCUGUACAACACUGGGCAGGGUAUCCAGAACUUUGUACACAACAUCAGCACGUCCGAUUCAGAGUUUGGAACCAACGGCUCAGACCGAGUCAUUUGUCCAUUCCCAAAAACCAACCCAGAAGGAAAUGACACCACCUGCACACUUCGUCUCAGCAGCGUUGGGAAUUCGUCUGACCCGGGUGCUUUUGAGCACUACUGGAGUAAAACCCGCACCGUCCCGCUCUACCUCAUCGUUCUGCUGCUGCCUCUCCUCUGUUUCCGCUCAGCUUCCUUCUUUGCAAGGUUCACCUUCUUUGGCACCAUAUCAGUUGUCUACCUGAUUGUUUUGGUCACGAUUAAAGCUGUCCGCCUCGGCUUCCACCUGGAGUUUCACUGGCUGGACACGUCCCAGUUCUUCGUACCAGAGUUCAGACAGUUUUUUCCAAACUUUACUGGGAUCCUCACUCUGGCCUUCUUCAUUCACAACUGCAUCAUCACACUAAUGAAGAGCAAUAAAAACCAAGACAACAACGUGCGGGACCUGUCUGUGGCAUACCUCUUAGUAGGGCUGACGUACCUGUAUGUGGGGGUGCUGAUUUUUGCUGCCUUUCCAUCACCUCCACUCUACAAGGACUGCAUAGAACCUAACUUCUUGGAUAACUUCCCCAGCAGUGACGUGUUGGUGUUUGUGGCUCGAUUCCUUCUGCUGUUCCAGAUGAUCACGGUCUACCCGCUGCUGGGAUACCUGGUACGGGUCCAGAUUAUGGGUCAGCUCUUUGGGAACCACUAUCCCAGUUUCCUUCACAUCCUCAUACUGAAUAUCUUCAUUGUUGGAACUGGUGUCGCAAUGGCAAUGUUUUAUCCCAAUAUCGGAUCAAUCAUACGGUAUUCUGGAGCUAUUUGUGGACUGGCAUUAGUGUUUCUCUUUCCUGCUUUAGUCCACAUGAUGUCCCUGAGACAGGACGGGAGGCUCAGCUGGCUGUCAGCUUUUUUCCAUAGUUUCCUCAUCGUACUAGGCCUGGCUAAUGUAAUCGCACAAGUAUUUAUGUAAGAAGCGAUCAACCAGAUUAGACCUGAUAUGUUGGGGUUUUGUAAUAUUACUAAUCACACAAAACAGAUGCUUCCAAUUAGUGAAAAGAAGUUAUGAAAAAAAUAUCAUGCAAUCGAUACCUUUUGUUUUUGAUGUCUUUUGGGGGUUUAAACUAUAGAUUACUGCUGCUUCAGCUGAUCCUAGAACAGUCAGACCUCCCAUGAUUGGCUGAAACACCCCAGUAAACUUCAUUUUAAAGCAUCACUUGUAAAACAGUGUUUUACCACAGCUGCUAAGUGGCCGGGGUGCAGCUGCCUUGUCUCAGGGGUUCAUCUCGUUCUGCUCGACUUGCACCAGAACGCCACGUUGCUAUGGACAGUGCCUUCAGGGGGUUUGGUCAGAUCAGCGACUAUGAACACGAAACUUCAGUUCUCAUGAAUAAGUUAGCUUAAUUAUUAGUCUGCUGUUUAAUCCUAAUGAGCGUUCUGAUUAGGAAACAGUGUUAUAAAGAUGUUGGACUAUUUUGUAAAACAAGUUUUCAGAAAACCGUUUAUAGCUACACUGAUAAUUUGAUUUUACUGUUAUUGGAAAAGGGAACUGAGUAAUAAACUAGUAAUAAAUCA
This is a messenger RNA of Nothobranchius furzeri (turquoise killifish), 2471 nucleotides long. It is a transcript of the gene slc38a9, whose product is annotated as solute carrier family 38 member 9. Gene Ontology annotation, biological process: amino acid transmembrane transport. Gene Ontology annotation, molecular function: L-amino acid transmembrane transporter activity. The record is from RefSeq and is a predicted model, not a curated record. NCBI's taxonomy places the organism in Eukaryota, Metazoa, Chordata, Actinopteri, Cyprinodontiformes, Nothobranchiidae.